AUGUUUUCAUCUUUGCGCAAAUCUUUUGCCAUCGUAUUCUUGAUUGCUGUCUACACCUUGUACCUUACGUUGCAGGGAAUGCAAUCGGUUGAUCGCAAGGAAGAUGUUUUCUUGGAGAUGCCCCAUGACUGGAUCCCAUUGAAGAGCCCAACAGACUUGGCCUUCUACUUCCAGACCGACCGGGUCUCCCGGAGGAUGGAGUUCUCCAUUGCCAGCGUCCGGAGGUUCUUCCCGGAGGCGCCCUUCUACUUGCUGAGCGAUGGAGGGGACUUAUUCACCGACGUGGCGGCGAAGUGGAACGUCACGGCCGUCCACUCGGCAAUGCGGAUGCACCUGGCCCAGUAUGCCAACGAAAACUUCACCUGCCAGCGACACCUGCUUCGGCUGGCAGAGGCUGCACGCUGGGCGCAAGACAAGGGCGCCAGAUAUCUCAUGAUCUGGGAGGAGGACACUCGGAUGUUAAGACCUGUACGAGGUUUCCCAGAUGCUGAUGUCAUCACCAUGGGCAACAUCCAUAACGAUCACUGUGGCGUCUUCUCGCCCGAGAGCAUGCAGCGGCUCGAGCAGAAGAAGGAGAAAGAUCUUGCUCCGGGAGACCUACGACGAAUGAGGCAGCGAGAUCGCUACACCGCUCGACAGGGCUUCUCCGCUGGCCCUGGAAGCACCUGGAAGAUCCACUCCUUACUGUCAGCGCUGGGCACAUCGAAGUCCGAGGACCUGGAUGAGCUCUAUCAAGUUCAAGACCUUUGCUGGGAGGAUUUCGCUCUCAUGACCGACCAAGCCGUCCAGCGAAGUCCGGAAGUUCAACAGAUGCUUUCGCCCUAUGGCAGAGGAAACAUGUGGCCGCGCCCAGCCUCAACGCCUCGCCUGGCGCGCUCUUCAGGCGAUCUGGAUUCCCAGCGACCUGCAGAUCCCUUGCGGAACUUGCAGUGCCUGUGGUGUUUAGACUCCUGCAAAUCCUCUUGUGGCUGCACAGGGUUGCGCUGGGGAGUGGAGUGGCUGCAGUACUUGGCCGUUUGGCUCCUAUGGCCUCUAGCCCCGACCUUCUCCAUCAUCGAACGGGAGAAGAUCUUGUGGAGCAGAUGCCGUGGUCGGGUUUGGGCUGAUGAUGAUCUCCGGUUCUGCGCCAAGCUGCAAGCGUUAUCUAUGGCUAGGAGGCGCUGCGCGUUGAUGCGCUGGUGGCUCCCCACCGAGAUCGAGCUGCAUCACUAUCAGCAGCGGAGUGAGGAGGAGUUCGUGAAACGAAGGUCCUAUCAGAUGAAAGGCCUGGAGGCAGCCAAGCAGGACUUUUGGCGAAGGGAGGAAGAAGAACACUUGAACGACUGCGAAGGCGCCAGGCGGAUUUUACGUUUCUUGCCCCUGAUGGAUUCCUUGAAGACCCUGCCAUGGUCAGAGAGGCUUCAACGUUUCCAUGCAAUGGGUAGAGAUCAUCAAGGAACACCACGACCGCACUUCAUUACUGCGGUCUUGGAAGUGAAUCUCUUCAGCACCGUGGAAGAUGAGUACUUGUUGGAGUGGAUUGACUUCCAUACUGUUGCGGGCAUGGAUCAUUUUGUGAUUUAUGAUGCUCGAAACGUGAGCUCCACGGGAGAACUACUGAAAGAUUACGUGUCCAAUGGAGUGGUAGAGCUGUGGCCAUGUCGAAUCGAUGUGGAUGGCAACUGUGUGCCGGUGGACGAGCUGAUGACGUGGAAUUUGAAGGCGAAGGAUCUCAGAGGUGGAUCUGGCGGUGCCCAAGAAGAGGCCUUUCGAGCUGCAGCCGUGAAACGGAUCGUCCAGGAAGUUUCGACAUAUUGGAUCGCCCAGCUGGAUUUGGAUGAGUUCAUGUUCCCCCGCCAGGCCAGCUCCUUGCGGGAGCUCUUGGUGCCACACACCCACCAGGCGGGCUCAGUGGACAUGUUCUUCGUGUGGUACUUGAUCUUUGGCUCUUCGGGGUGGCAUGCUAAGCCUCCCAUGCGGCAGAUCGAGGCCUAUCGCAGAUGCGCGUCGGCCAGAAACUGGAAUGGCAAGAGCAUCGCCCAAGCUGAUAGUAUUGUGCUCAGUGGUCCUGGACGGUACUCUGGGUUUUCUCACAAGUUGAUUGAGGAGUCGACCGGAGCCAGGGUCUGCGAUGCUCAUUAUCUCAACUGGUGGGGCGAGGUGACAUGCCUUGAGAACCCAGUUCGGCUCUUUGACAUCGUCAGUGUAGUCCUAUGCCUUGGCAUAGCCUUGCUGCUUCUGUGGCCCCUGCUGGCUGCCGUUUGGAUGCUGCGGUGCUUUUCGCGCGAAGAGGGGCUCCAAGGCUUCAAGAAGCACUAG
This is a messenger RNA of Durusdinium trenchii, 2298 nucleotides long. NCBI's taxonomy places the organism in Eukaryota, Dinophyceae, Suessiales, Symbiodiniaceae. The record is from the annotation of a GenBank genome assembly.